Messenger RNA from Aspergillus caelatus, 870 nucleotides. RefSeq lists its product as uncharacterized. The coding region runs from base 229 to 870 and encodes 213 amino acids. The record is from RefSeq and is a predicted model, not a curated record. The transcript is spliced from 3 exons. NCBI's taxonomy places the organism in Eukaryota, Fungi, Ascomycota, Eurotiomycetes, Eurotiales, Aspergillaceae.
CAGCAAAGUCCGCAGCCCCCACCAUCAAGUCCGCAGGGCUGUCCAUUGAUAUUGGAAGAUUCACUCCGCAGACUUAUGGAGUCAUACAUUGAUUUAGUCAAAUCCGCAGGAAACAUGGUAUCUUGUCUUGAAAUAUGUGAUGUGGUGAAAACACAUAAAAGGGCAUUGUCGUCCUGAGUCUUUGACGGAUCCGUGUCCUGUCAACAAGAAAGCGUCUCGUCCACUACAAUGGCCAUCACUGAACUCAUUUUCCCAUCGAUCAAGACUGACCCAGACUCGCUCAGAGAAAUCGAGCAAGACUGGCCGAUAAUCAGCAAGAGAUUGACACACCCUAAUCCUGGCUUGCUGAAUGCCUAUCGCGGCUUUCUCCUCACUGAGAAUGGGGUCGAUGUGAGAAAUGCUCACAGAGAGUUCCUUCUAUUUGAGUGGGUUAAAGCGGAAGAUUUCUAUGCCUUCAUUAAGUCCGACCAAUUUGGCAACUUUGCUGCUUCGAUCAAGCAUCUGGUGAAUGGGCCGCCGAUGCUACAACUCUUUGCAACCAACAUUAGCCCGAGAGAGGCAGCUUCGGCCUCCGUUGUUGAAAUCAUUAGGUUGGGUAUCUCAGAUCCUGAGAACGCUGAGAUAUCCACACAAGUAUGGGAACGGAUCUCUCGCUUUCUUAGUGGGAAGAAGGCUUCCGUCACCUACGGAAGAAGCUCCAAUCUUGAGAACGAGGUUGUUGCCGGCAUCAUAGGAUGGCAUAGUCUAGAGACUCGAUCUCAGGUAAUCCAAGAGGCCGAGUACACCGAAGCGUUGAACUCACUCCAGUCCCUGGGAGACGUCAACCAAAUUACCGUCGACAUUGCUGCAAUGGAACUGCCACCUCUUUAA